AAACAACGGCAUCUACAUAAGACACCCCUCGUUUCCUAUACAGUUUAAUACUUGCAAUACUCUGGAGUUAUGGUUGGAUCAUGUGCAUUCUGAGGCAUGAAGUUGACCGUGCAGAAAAUCGAGGCCUUCGUGCAUUUCUCCUGGUGCAUCAUUGUUGAACACUGCUCUCCGACCGAUCCACUCUUUCCUUUGUUGUUAUGCCGUGAUGUCCUUGUUUCUUUGGUUUUUUUUUUUUUUCCCAUUGCUUGGGAAACUGUACAGAUAUUUGCAUUCGCCAGCCGGCUUUUGGUUUCCGCAUUGAUUUGGUGCCCUUGGGUCUGGAGAUCUCUUGCACUCAUCUCGAAGACUUGGAUUCUUGUUCUUAGACCGCUUCACAGUCCUCAGAGACAUGCCAACUUCUGCCACUCUUUUGGGACUGUACAUCAUUUUCCUUUUAUCUCUGCUUUCUAGGUGUUUGAGGGGUGGUACAUUGCUUGAAGGCUUACCGGGUUUAAAGGCGUAUUCAUGGAAACGGUCUUGUAUGUACAUACAGUUUUGUGUUAUCUCUUUGAGAAGCUCUGUCACAGAGC
This is a messenger RNA of Aspergillus caelatus, 569 nucleotides long. RefSeq lists its product as uncharacterized. NCBI's taxonomy places the organism in Eukaryota, Fungi, Ascomycota, Eurotiomycetes, Eurotiales, Aspergillaceae. Bases 97 to 450 code for a protein of 117 amino acids. The transcript has a single exon. The record is from RefSeq and is a predicted model, not a curated record.